AUGGCUGCGAGCGGGAGCGGGGUCCCGGCGAGAGCGCGUGAGGGCGCGGAGCUGGGCGUGAGGACCUGUUCACCUGCUCCCGGCGCCGCCGGAGGACACUGGAACCCGCCGGCCGCUGCGCUCCGUAGUGCUGAUCGCGGCCGGGUCGCCGCCGUCCCUGCUCCGGGCAACCGGCUCCCAGCUUGUCCCGGCCGCGCCCCCUUGGCCGCGCUGUGGCCUUCGAUCCCGGCUCCGCGGCGGAUCUGGCAAGCGCACCGGUCGACCGCAAGGAGGACAGGAGGGAGGGGUCGCCCGGCGCGCGCCCCGCCUCCCCACGCCCAGUCCCGCACCUCCCCACCUUGCGCGCCCAGCCCGGACUGCGCUUUCCUUCCGGGGAAAGAGAAAAAGGUCCCGGCACGGCCGCCGCCUCUUAAAGGGGCAGCACCGCCCCUCCCUCCUCAUCCUCCCUACCCCAGCUCCGCCUUCUCCCCCAAACACCUGUCGGCAACCCCCAAAGGCUUAGAUUUCCCCUCCCCGUCCCUCGCUUCUCCGAGAAAGCGUCGCCUCGGGAGCAAGAUGGAUGUGACGGGCGGGGCCGGGGGUGGGAUUUGUCUGGCCGCUUUCCUGCGGCUGCUGCUGCUGCUGAAAAGGCCAGCCCGGCUGGAGAGACCUGGCAUUGGCGCAUCUGGGAACCGAGGUCCGCGCGCGGCUGGCUGGAAUGCUGGUCUCGCCUCCGCAGCGCUGCCUGCAGGGAUUAGAAGACACGUGGGGUCAAGGAACAGGAAGCUGACCUGGAUGGAAGUUGAACAGUGAUCUUUGCUCUCUGCCUGGCUCCUGAGUCCUGUACCAUGUUCCUGGAGAAGGGGAGCCAGCCAGGGUAAGAAGGGCAGGGGCUUAGGGUGGAAACCCCAUGUGGGUGAGGAUCCUGCCUGAAACAGCUUUGAGAGUCCUGUGAUGAUGGAUCGGCCCCAUGCCAGGCCUUAUCUCUUUGGACAUCCCAAACAGGAAUGACCAGCAUGUCCGAUCCUGGGACUGGGAGCCGGAAAGGGAUGAGGGAUGGUUUUUCCACUCCAGGGGAGUGUCCAGAGGGAAUGUGGAGCAGAGCAGAGGCAACUGGUAGGGGGAGGGCCUGAGCUAAAGAAUGUGGAGGAGUGUCAGACCAGUCUGGGGAGAUGGAGUGGGAGUGGAGGGAGACAUGAAGACUAGAAGGAUCUCAGCUGGAGAGAUGGAGAAAGAGAAAUCUCAAGGUCCUUUGGUUUCAGUGGCACCGUCGUCUGUAGGAUCAUCUCAUCCCUCAGUUGGCUUUAUCAUGUCAACUCUUUAUCUGUCAACCCUUCCCCAUGGAGAAGAGACCCAUCUAGAAACAUAGACAGAGAAACAAGGGCACAGGAAUAGUACGUGUAAUGAGGAGUCUAAGUCCAUUUGUUGAUGUUUGCUGACAGCUUUUAAGCCUCACCCUUCCCUUUUCUCUGUGCCCUACACCUGGACAAGCUGAUAAGAAAGUCUGGGCGCACCCUCCUUUGGUGUUUGAGGGGGAAUAUUCACAAGCCCCUUCCUGAGGGAACCCUCACUCCUUAACCACAAUAAAAACCCAGGGCAGUCUCCUUCCUGGCUCUCCCAACACAUUUGGGACCUGCUUGAAAGGCUGGCCCUGCUCCCCCUGGAGGCCUCAAU
This is a messenger RNA of Symphalangus syndactylus (siamang), 1653 nucleotides long. RefSeq lists its product as uncharacterized. Lineage: Eukaryota; Metazoa; Chordata; Mammalia; Primates; Hylobatidae. The record is from RefSeq and is a predicted model, not a curated record.